UAUACUUGCACAAGACAUGAGUCACGUGACCAUUUUUAAUUUUCUCAAAACGACCCCAAAAGAAAUGACAAACUGAAAAAAGGGCAUCUUCUUUUAGGGAUUGGAGCAUAUACCCCCUCGGCACCUCACCUUCCAAUUACAUUCCCCAAAUUUCCAUUUCUGAAAAAAAGAAUAUCCCAUCUGAAGAAUCGCUUCUUUUGCCAUGGCCCCUCAGCUUCUCCUUUCUCUCUCCUGCUCCUCAAAUCUUCCAUAAAACUAAUUCAAAAUUCAACCCCCAUUUAUUCAAGAAUCAUCAUGUCAACUUCUCUCUCUAGAAACCCCGCUCUCUCUCCUCUUCCCUUCGUUGCCUCAACUACUUCCUCUUCUUUUCCUUCUUCAUUCAACUACACUCCCACGAAUUUUACUUGCUUCUGUGCAUCAUCCGAAGCAAUAAGAAGACCCAUUUGUCAAAUUUGUGUAAAGACUAAAUUUUUACAGUCCAAAAGGGGUAAACAAUUGAGAAUCUUGAAAGUUAGAUCAUCAGCUAAUGAAAAACCCAUUGCAGCAGCUGCUAGCAGUAGCAGUGAGUACGAGGAAGGAGAAGAAGAAAACCCUCCUCCCAUGGUUGAGUCCGAGAUUAAUUCUAGACCCAGACGCAUUGCUCUCUUCGUUGAACCUUCUCCGUUUGCGUAUGUGUCUGGAUACAAGAACAGGUUCCAGAAUUUCAUUAGAUAUCUACGCGAAAUGGGGGAUGAGGUCAUGGUUGUGACAACACACGAAGGAGUGCCGCAGGAAUUUUACGGAGCUCAAUUGAUUGGCUCAAGAAGCUUCCCUUGUCCGUGGUACCAAAAAGUACCUCUUUCGCUAGCACUCAGCCCACGAAUAAUCUCGGCAGUUGCCAAAUUCAAACCCGACAUCAUACACGCAUCGUCUCCCGGCAUUAUGGUAUUUGGCGCUCUAAUCAUUGCAAAACUGCUGUCUGUACCUAUUGUGAUAUCAUAUCACACACAUGUUCCUGUAUAUAUACCCAGGUAUACCUUUAGUUGGCUGGUCAAACCAAUGUGGUUAGUUAUUAAAUUUCUGCACAGAGCCGCCGAUCUUACGCUGGUGCCAUCUGCUGCCAUUGCAAAGGAUCUACAAGCAGCUCGAGUAACAGCAUCAAACAAAAUACGUCUCUGGAAUAAGGGUGUCGAUUCUGAGAGCUUCAACCCUCGGUUUCGCUCUCAAGAAAUGAGAUUUAGAUUAAGCAAUGGAGAACCCGACAAGCCAUUGAUAGUUCACGUAGGUCGGCUUGGAGUCGAGAAAAGCUUGGAUUUCCUCAAAGGUGUCAUGGAUAAGCUUCCAGAAGCUCGAAUAGCUUUCAUCGGGGACGGACCAUUCAGAGGGGAGCUGGAGCAAAUGUUCUCCGGGAUGAAUGCAGUUUUUACGGGAACAUUACACGGAGAAGAACUUUCCCAAGCAUACGCAAGCGGAGACAUUUUCGUAAUGCCUUCAGAGUCGGAGACACUCGGCUUCGUGGUAUUGGAGGCCAUGUCAUCAGGACUUGCUGUGGUGGCGGCACGUGCGGGUGGUAUCCCGGACAUCAUCCCGGAGGAUCACGAGGGCAAAACGGGGUUUUUAUAUAAUCCCGGAGAUCUCGACGACUGUUUGAGCAAACUGAAGCCUCUUCUGCAUGAUCAAGAACUGAGGGAAGUGAUUGGGAGAGAGGCGCGUGUGGAAAUGGAGAAGUAUGAUUGGAGGGCUGCCACUCGAAAGAUCCGGAACGAACAGUAUAAUGCUGCUAUAUGGUUCUGGAGGAAGAAGAGAGCUCAGUUCUUUAGACCUUUUCAGUGGUGGUUUCGCCGUGUGGUCCACGCGCCUCCCCCUGCAAUUGAAUUGUAAUUCAUGCCACGUGUAUUUUUUGAAAAAAUAAUUAGUUUAUAUAUUACUUUCACUUUGUUUGGGAAAUACAUUGUGGACGAGAUUUUUGUAAUCAGUGGGGAAACCUUGUACAAAAUUAUUUAAUCAUGCAAUUAACAAUGGAGGCCCGAUUUAUAUAUUGCAACAAAAUUGAAUCGA
This is a messenger RNA of Erythranthe guttata (spotted monkey flower), 2037 nucleotides long. RefSeq names its product sulfoquinovosyl transferase SQD2. Lineage: Eukaryota; Viridiplantae; Streptophyta; Magnoliopsida; Lamiales; Phrymaceae. Gene Ontology annotation, molecular function: UDP-sulfoquinovose:DAG sulfoquinovosyltransferase activity. Gene Ontology annotation, cellular component: chloroplast envelope. The record is from RefSeq and is a predicted model, not a curated record. Gene Ontology annotation, biological process: glycolipid biosynthetic process; sulfolipid biosynthetic process.